CGCGCGUGCCGCUCCCCCCACGGCGGUCCGUUCCUGACCGCCGGAACAGUCAAUUGAACACGGGAACUGUGCAAGGUCGAGAGCAGACAGCUUAAUACUGUUCUGCGUAAGUUUGGUGUGUGUGGCGGGGUGCAGGCUGGGUGCGGCAUGAUGGCGGGCGGCGGCGGGGCGGCGACGGCUGUCCUGUCCUCAGACAUCAGCCGCCGUAACCCCCAGGACGAGUAUGAGCUCAUCCAACGCAUCGGCAGUGGCACCUACGGCGAUGUUUACAAGGCAAAACGUCUCAUCACUAAUGAGUUCGCUGCAAUUAAAGUCAUCAAGUUGGAGCCAGGGGAUGACUUUACCAUAAUACAGCAGGAGAUAUUGAUGAUGAAAGACUGCCGACACCCAAACAUAGUGGCAUAUUUUGGGAGUUAUCUUCGUCGAGACAAGCUUUGGAUAUGUAUGGAAUUUUGUGGUGGUGGAUCAUUGCAAGAUAUAUACCACAUCAUUGGUCCCCUUCAAGAACGGCAAAUUGGAUACAUGUGUCGGGAAACGCUUAGAGGUCUAGAAUAUCUUCAUCGCAUGGGAAAAAUGCAUCGAGACAUUAAGGGAGCAAACAUUUUGUUGACGGAGAAUGGGGAUGUGAAGCUUGCGGAUUUUGGUGUAUCUGCUCAAAUUACAGCCACAAUUAGCAAGAGGAAGUCGUUUAUUGGAACACCAUACUGGAUGGCUCCUGAGGUUGCAGCAGUUGAACGAAAAGGAGGUUACAAUCAACUGUGUGAUAUUUGGGCUGUUGGAAUAACGGCCAUUGAGCUAGCAGAACUUCAACCGCCAAUGUUUGAUCUUCAUCCCAUGCGGGCACUAUUUCUCAUGUCUAAAAGUGGCUUUAAGCCUCCAACGCUAAAAGAUAAAUCCAAAUGGACUCAAAAUUUUCAUCAUUUUGUAAAGCUGGCCCUAACAAAAAAUCCCAAGAGAAGACCAACAGCUGAUAAGUUACUUCUGCAUCCUUUUGUGGCAGCAGAUCUGCCAAAGUGGCUGGCAGUGGAGCUGUUGCAAAAGGCUCAUAAUCCUCAACACUCAUUCCCACCUGAGUUAGAGAUGGAUGAAGAUGGAGCUGUUACUAAUGUUCCUCAGAGAAUAACCUCCAGAACACCGACACGACCAAAACAAAGAACCAAGUCUGAACUACACAUGGAAUCGGUGAACUUUGAGCCUCCACUAGUCACAGAGUUGAAUGCUGAACCACCACCCGCCCGGUACCCGGCUGCAGGUCAGCCGUGGGACUCGGCUAUGGAGGAAGGAGAGAUAUCGCUGGAUAAUCAUGAUGUAGCAGAAUCUUGGAUGGAGAACGACCCUGAUAGUGAAGUUAAAACCAAUCUGACCUGGACCCAGUCACUGCCCAGCACACGGAGGGGCAGAGGGGGGCACAGGGACAUCACUACAAAUGGCUCUAAUGAAAAUGGUGGCUAUCUGAGACUUAAUGCAGACGGAAGUGAUAGAGACUAUGCAAACUUACCUCCACUUAACUUGUCCUACCAUUCAGACACAACCUGUAUUAACUCGCCAAGUUUCUUCCCUGGUUCCCCACAAAUUUCUGAUUCCCAAAGGUCAGAGAGGGGUAUGGAGAUCAGUCAUGGACAGCUUCCAACCAAUUAUUCUCAUGAUUAUUUCUUAAAUAAUUAUUAUAAUCAUAGGGAGCAGGACAGGGAAUACUCUUACUUAGAUGGAAACAGUGAAUACUCUGUACCUGACCAUGAUGAUAAUGAUUACAUGACAACUUCUUUUAUCCUAAAGAAUGAAGACGUUCCAUAUCAUGAUCCCACUUGUACUGUUGUUGACUGUCAGAGACCAAGUUGCCUCAUACCAGACUAUUCUGAAGACACAACCAUACCCUAUCAUUCACUAACCUCACAUGACCAAUCUGACCAAGAGACUGAACGACCCACUCGAUCCCGUUCCCGUUCCCGACACCACAAACGACAUCGCCACCGAUCGAAGAGUGAUAUGGGCUCCUUGAAUGCCCCCCAACAAGCCCCCCCAUCAUUCCGGGAUGCCCAGGAAGCCCCUCCCCCUACUGAGGGAGCACAAGAUACCCUCAGACGGGAGAAACGCCCUCUCUCAGGCUCAGAUGUUCUGCGAAUGUCUCCAAGGAGCCUAUUGCAGUAUAUUGAUGAAGAGUUGCGAAUGAGGGGGCACAGCGAUCGUCUUUCUGACUUGGACGUGGACAUGACCUACUCCUCGCAAGCAACUCUUCCAGUGGGUAUGGAUGAGACAUCCAUCAAUGAAGCUAGUCAAGCCCUCGAUGAGGCCAAUCACAACAGUAGAUACAGCAAGUCGUCAUCGCCUGGUCGAGAUCGAGGACAUGCACGAAGACAUUCCAGUGCAGAAGCCCAUCAUGAGGAAGGAGAAGAGUUGACUGAUCAGACUGCCACAUUGACGUUAACGUCAGCAACGGCUCGAGCUCGGGCUCAGAGUGAUAGUCAACAUGAUCGCAGACGAGAUGGAACCAAGGAAAAUGGACAGGCAGGAGGUAGUGGAGGAGAGGAUGAAGAUAGUGGGACACCCCCUGUUCCUCCACGGAGAAAAGAUAAACGCAGGCACAAUACCCCUCCAAGACCGCAGUCUAAUGGCCUUCCACCCACACCGAAAGUUCAUAUGGGUGCCUGCUUCUCCAAGGUGUUCAAUGGGUGCCCACUUCACAUACAUUGUACAGCCUCUUGGAUCCAUCCAGACACUCGUGACCAGCACAUUCUCAUAGGAGCAGAAGAGGGAAUAUAUACACUCAAUCUCAAUGAGUUACAUGAAGCUGCCAUGGAACAGCUCUUACCUACUAGAACGACAUGGAUGUUUGUCAUUAAAGAUGUGCUCAUGACAAUAUCAGGAAAGGGGCCAUACCUCUAUCGUCAUGAGCUGAUUGGACUUCACAAUCGGCAUUUACACAAAUUUUCUUUACCGAUGAAUAAAAUUCCAGAAAAAUUUUUGCCAAGAAAAUAUACCAUCACCACCAAGGUUCCUGAUACAAAAGGCACACUACGUUGUUGUGUAGGACGCAACCCAUACAAUGGCUACAAGUACCUGUGUGGUGCCACCAACUCCUCUUUGUACCUGAUGCAGUGGUAUGAUCCACUCAAUAAGUUUAUGCUCCUUAAGCAAAGCGAGUGCUACUUACCCCAUCCCCUUAGAGUAUUUGAGAUGAUAAUCACACCCGACUUAGAAUACCCGCUCAUGUGUGUGGACGUAAACCGGAGCUAUGGGGCAGAAGAUGUCCUUCGCCACAGCCUUAUCAACCUCAACACGGGAACUACUUGGACUCCAGAUGAUGAUGAUGAUAUGGAUGGAAUGGCAACUGUUGUUCCUAGGCAUAAUCUUAAUGUAAAAAAUGUUACUCAAAUUGAAAAAGAUGCAAUUCUAGUCUGUUAUGAAAACGUGGUAAGGGUAGUCAAUUUGCAGGGAAAAAUUAAAGAACGCAAAAAGCAAACUUCAGAACUUCAGUUUGAUUUUACAAUUGACUCAAUAGUGUGCUUAACAGACAGUGUACUAGCAUUUCAUGAACAUGGGAUGCAAGGCAGAAGCUUCAAGAAUGGUGAAAUAACUCAAGAGAUAAUUGACAAUUCACGGCUUUUCAGGUUACUAGGCUCUGACAGAAUUAUCACCUUGGAAAGCCGGCCGUCAUCAAUGCUAGAGUGUGACAGUGGAACUAUGGCAGAGGCCAAUCAGGGAGUGAACCUCUAUAUUCUGGCAGGUCACGAGUCUAGUAUGUACUAGACAACACAUACUUUAUUACGUAGUGGUAAACAUAAGACCUAUGUUGAGAAAACACUGCAAUGAGUUUUGAAGUGACCUAACGUGAUUCCGAUCACAAAGAUACUACAUUAAGUGCUAAUGUAUCGAGUACUGUACUUCUCUCUGAUUACGGAAAGCUGAAAAAGUUUAUUUUUUUAUUUUAUUUUAAUCCACAUUACUGUUUUCUUGGUAAAUAUAUGCAAAUGAUGGUUUAUAAAAUUAUAUGGGCACAUUAUCAUGUGUGGCUGAGACUCGA
Messenger RNA from Procambarus clarkii (red swamp crayfish), 4021 nucleotides. It is a transcript of the gene hppy, whose product is annotated as MAP4K3-like protein hppy. Gene Ontology annotation, molecular function: MAP kinase kinase kinase kinase activity; ATP binding. Gene Ontology annotation, biological process: intracellular signal transduction; protein phosphorylation. Gene Ontology annotation, cellular component: cytoplasm. The record is from RefSeq and is a predicted model, not a curated record. Lineage: Eukaryota; Metazoa; Arthropoda; Malacostraca; Decapoda; Cambaridae.